Molecule: messenger RNA, 2679 nt
Organism: Oryctolagus cuniculus (rabbit)
Lineage: Eukaryota; Metazoa; Chordata; Mammalia; Lagomorpha; Leporidae
Gene: TGIF1
Product: TGFB induced factor homeobox 1
Biological process (GO): regulation of DNA-templated transcription
Molecular function (GO): DNA binding
Source: RefSeq, a predicted model, not a curated record
UGACCCCGCCGCCAAGAGUGACUUGGUGGACUUUUUUCUGCCCUGGGGCACUUUGGGACUUGGAAAGGCGGCCGUGGGCUUUGUUGGGGCAGCGUCUGAAAUGGCAGUUGCUGUUUUCCUUCUAGACACAACACGCGGGGGCUGCUGUGGGGGAGACGAGCCUCUCUCCACGCUGCUGGCGCGUUGUCAAGAAACACGCUCAGCGCCUUGUUUGUGCGCCUCCAAGUUUCAUUGUCUGCUCCCACACCCCACGCUCGGCCCAGCCGCCGCGUGGCUCCUCGUCCUGUCUCUCCGGCGGGGGCUGUGGGGGUCCGGGCCGGGGGACCCUGCGCCUCGCUUUUCCAGGGCGGGGCGUGCAGCGGAACCGUGGCGCGUCUUUGUCUGAAAGAAAGUUCUGCUCCGAGAGCCCCCACUCCCAGCUGGGCCUGGGCACUUUUCUUGGGGCAUGUGGUGUUUUCACAAUUAAAGGAAUGUGGUCCCGGCCCCUCACAAAGCCCUCUGCUGUAAACAGCUUUGGAAAACUAGACUUUAAGAAAGAAAAAAAAAAUUCCCAGUCUCUCAAAGUUUUCCCACGAUGGAUUUGGGGCAAGAUGAAGAGUUAGGACGGAGGGCCAGCCAGUUCCAGCGGCGUUCAGUCAGAACGCGUCCAAGUGUGACAAGCAGGCUUGGUUGUAAGUGCAGAAGAGCGAGGCUGUCAUUGUUUCCACCAAGCGUUCUGGAAGCUUUACAACUAAAACUUGCCGUCUGGUUUAAAAAAAAAAUUGCAAAAUACACAGAAAAAAAAAAAAACCACCACCUAGAAAGGUCAAGGACUGAGAAGUCCCUUUUGAAGUUCACUUCGGAGUCCCAGCCUGGGAGGUCCCCCGAGUGUUCCGUGGAGGGCCGGGGCUGGCUUUUCUGUUGUGAUUUAUGUGGAGUGGAUCAAAACAGAAGUUAAUCGCGGGGGUGGGGGCGCUGCUGCGCAUGCCCGGGAGCUCCCUCGCGUGUGGGACUCCACAUUCUUUCAGACGCGGACGGCGAGCGCGGCUCCCACGGAACAGCCGAGUUGUGGUGCGGCCGCCCCGCGCGCGCACACACAGACACACACACACGCACGCACGCACCGUCCCGGCGGCUGCGUUUCUCGCGUGUGUAGGGGGGAAUCCCCUGUUGCCCUGUGGUUUCCGUGCGGGACUUUGAAACACGCGGCGCGUCUCUGUCCCCCCACCCCCCAGGCUCUCCCGGCAGGACAGAGAAAUCACACGUGAAAGGCCGGGUCACGGCGGGGCGGGGAGGAGUUGGGAGUAGGACUUCCCUUUCUCCCUGAGGGCCACGGGGAGAACUGGGACGUUUCUCUUGGCUCUGUGAGAAGACGCGCGAGGGAAGAGCCGCGCCAGCCUGGACUCUGCUGGGAUGACAGGUGUCAUGGUAGCGUCCGGCAGUGAGACCGAGGAUGAGGACAGCAUGGACAUUCCUCUGGACCUCUCCUCUUCGGCUGGUUCAGGCAAGAGGAGGAGGAGGGGCAACCUGCCCAAGGAGUCUGUUCAGAUUCUCCGAGACUGGCUGUAUGAGCACCGAUACAAUGCCUAUCCCUCAGAGCAAGAAAAAGCCUUGCUGUCCCAGCAAACACACCUGUCUACGCUACAGGUCUGUAACUGGUUCAUCAACGCCCGACGCAGGCUCCUCCCUGACAUGCUGAGAAAGGAUGGCAAAGAUCCAAACCAGUUCACAAUAUCCCGCCGUGGGGCCAAGAUUUCUGAAGCUGGCUCUAUGGAGUCUGCAGUGAGCAUCAAAAACUUCAUGCCAGCUCUUGAGGAGAGCCCAUUCCAUUCCUGUACAGCUGGACCAAACCCAAUCCUAGGGAGGCCACUGUCUCCGAAGCCACCAUCCCCAGGAUCAAUUUUGGCUCGUCCAUCGGUGAUCUGCCAUACCACUGUGACUGCGCUGAAAGAUGUGCCUUUCUCUCUUUGCCAGUCAGUCGGUGUGGGACACAACACAGAUAUACAGCAGAUAGCAGCCAGCAGCUUUACAGACGCCUCUCUUGUGUACCCAGAGGACACAUGUAAAUCUGGACCAAGUACAAAUACACAGAGUGGUCUUUUCAACACUCCUCCCCCAACUCCGCCGGACCUCAACCAGGAUUUCAGUGGAUUUCAGCUUCUAGUGGAUGUUGCACUCAAAAGGGCUGCAGAGAUGGAGCUUCAGGCAAAACUUACGGCUUAACCCUUUUUCCAGUAAAAUAGUUCUCAAAAAUGUCAUGAUUGCCGGGGUGAUGGCAAGAGAUGAAUUGCAUUAUUUUAUAUAUUUUUUUAUUAAUAUUUGCACAUGGGAUUGCUAAAAUGCAGCUUCCUGUUACUGAAAUGUCUUCAAUGGAAUACAGUCAUUCCAAGAACUAUAAAUUCAAAGCUACUGUAGAAACAGGAUUUUCUUCUUUAAAUGUUUCUUGGUAGAUUAUUCAUAAUGUGAGAUGGUUCCCAACAUCAUGUGAUUUUUUUUUUCUCCCCUUUCCCUUUUGUGUUUGUUUUUUUUUUUUUCAGACUGUGCAAUACUUAGAGAACCUAUAGCAUCUUCUCAUUCCCAUGUGGAACAGGAUGCCCAUAUACUGUCUUAAUAAAUUUUCAAUUUUUUUUCAAACAAGUAUGAAUCUAGUUGAUUGAUGCCCUUUUUUUCAUGAUGUAAUAAAGUAUUUUCUUUAAAAGA